AUGGCUCCUACGCUCGACAUCACUCAUAUUGGCACUGCCACUGCGAUCCUGACUAUCAACGGAGUGAACUUCCUAACGGAUCCCUUCUCUUUUCCCUGCCGGAACUACCACGAAGAUCACCCGGACAACUUAGAUGAGCUUGGUCGCCUGCUCCUAGACGGGCGCCGAGUCUUCACCACCGUCGAUGGAGGCAAGAACCUCGCACCACGUCCAGCUGUUCAUGGCAUGAAGCCAUGGGAGGAGAUCGAGAGCAAGAUCGGAGGGAAAUCCUUCAAGAUAAUGGCUACUCCGACCCAGCACGUCCCAGGAAACGAAUGUACCGGCUUUAUCGUGACCGGUGAAGACUUCGGGCAUGGCCGUGAUGGUCUCCCCAACGCAAUCUACUUUACUGGUGAUACUGUCUACAUCGAAGAGUUGGACUCAAUUGCAGACCGAUUUCACAUCGUUGCCGCCGUGAUGAACCUGGGUAAUGCACAUGCCCCCAUCUCAGAAGACCCCAAUGCCCCCCCUUAUGCAAAUAACCAUGGGCGGCAAGGAUGGGGCCACACUCUUUCGCGCUAUCAAAGCCGACGUGCUCGUUCCGAUGCACUAUGA
Molecule: messenger RNA, 594 nt
Organism: Penicillium manginii
Lineage: Eukaryota; Fungi; Ascomycota; Eurotiomycetes; Eurotiales; Aspergillaceae
Product: MBL fold metallo-hydrolase
Exons: 2
Coding region: 1-594 (197 amino acids)
Source: RefSeq, a predicted model, not a curated record